GUUUUAAGACUUACUAGGUUUAGUUUAGGACCCGUUUAACACUAUUUUAAUUUUUAAAAACCUAAAAAUAAAUAUUUGUUUGAUAACUUAUUUUUAAAAGAGUUUAAUGGUAAGUGUAAAAAAGUAUUAAAUUACAUAUUAACUUGGUUGGAAAUAUGAUUGUGUGUAAAAAUAAUUUACACUCCCUUUUUUUCUUUUUAAAAUAUCAGUUUUAAAAAAUAUUUUGAGUUUUUGAAUUUUAUGGACUAAAAAAUAAAAAGAACAAAAAUGUAUUUUGAUUUUCAUUUUUCAUUUUUAGAUUUUAAAAAUGUUUUUAAAAAUAAUAAAGAAAAGCUCAAAUUAUAAACACCUAAAAAAGAGUGUGUUUUCAAUAAUGGCAAAAAUGUAAAUUACAAUAAUUGCUAUUCUGAUUAAACCUAUUUUCCAAUUUGAUGCACAACUGAACAAAUGAAAACACGCUCUCUUCUAUUCUCUUCUAUGCGAUUUUGAUUUCUCUCUCACACACAAAUUUUUUGAAUCUCUAUGACCAACUGAAGAUGGAAAAUCAGGACCAACAUGAUGAAACUAGGAAUAUGAAUGCGUUUUAUGCAUCUGUUGAAUCAUUUGAGACAACUUCUCCAUCACAUCCAGUACCUUUUAGGCCUAGUGAAAACAUCAAGAAAGCAAUUCAAGUUCUCCAAGAUUUAUUCACAAAAGAUUUCUCUCUUUUGUUGCAUCCAGGGCGUUCUAUAGAGAUAAAAGAUAUACUAAAAUACCUCCUCACAUUGCCACAAAAUGAAGAAUUUUGCGCAGCUACAAAAAUAGAAAUACAGAAAAUGUUACGAUGUUUUGAAAGAUGGAGUUUGGAGCAUCACAAUGCAUCAGGUCUUUCAGCAAAUGCGAAAAAAGAACUAUCAAAAGCAAGUAAAGUGAUGAAUGAUUUUGAAGCUAAUGUGAAAGAGUUCCAUGAGAUGGACAAGGAGGAGAUGUGUUUGUGUAAUAAAUUGGUUAUCUUGGAGGAAAGGAAGAGACAGCUUGAAGAAGAAAUCAAAAUAGUUAAUGUUGAGAUUGAAAAAUCUAAAACACAAAGAGAUGAGGUUGGUAGGAGAAAAAUUGAAUUGUAUGAGAAAGGAAGAGAAGUGAAAGCCAAAAGGGAUGAUUUCAUGAUAAAUGUUCCAAGGCUGAAAACUGAGCAACAAUUGGGAGUGAUAACUCGAACUAAUAUUGAAGCGGAGUGGGUCAAGCUUCGACAGAAAUUCACGUUGCUUCUCGCUAGUUCCCCCCUUUUGUCUUCUUCGUCUUUGCCACGACCACCAUCACAUGCAUAGUCAUGAUGUCAUUCUUCACAUUCAUGCAGAUUCUACAUUCAUUCAUUGAACGUUAUCUUGAACAAUCCAUGAAAAGGCAGUUUUUUAUUUUUUAUUUCAUUUUAUUAAUCAAAGUACCCUUUCCUGGUAUACUACUGUUGCUGCUUGAACGUAAGGUUUGUUUGACUGCACAGGAAUGAAAUAAUUUGUUUACCCAUUCCUUUGCAAACUAAUGUAGUUUGAGUACUCUUGUCGUAUCUAUUUUCCUAACAAUAGUUUUAUUGGCA
Molecule: messenger RNA, 1573 nt
Organism: Lathyrus oleraceus (garden pea)
Lineage: Eukaryota; Viridiplantae; Streptophyta; Magnoliopsida; Fabales; Fabaceae
Exons: 2
Coding region: 537-1307 (256 amino acids)
Source: RefSeq, a predicted model, not a curated record